This is a messenger RNA of Loxodonta africana (African savanna elephant), 2718 nucleotides long. RefSeq names its product iroquois homeobox 2 (gene IRX2). Lineage: Eukaryota; Metazoa; Chordata; Mammalia; Proboscidea; Elephantidae. Gene Ontology annotation, biological process: neuron differentiation; regulation of transcription by RNA polymerase II; cell development. The record is from RefSeq and is a predicted model, not a curated record. The transcript is spliced from 4 exons. Gene Ontology annotation, molecular function: DNA-binding transcription factor activity, RNA polymerase II-specific; RNA polymerase II cis-regulatory region sequence-specific DNA binding. Gene Ontology annotation, cellular component: nucleus. The coding region runs from base 24 to 1433 and encodes 469 amino acids.
GGGCUCCGCGCCCCGCGCCCACCAUGUCUUAUCCGCAGGGCUACCUGUACCAGGCGCCCGGCUCGCUGGCGCUCUACUCGUGCCCCGCGUACGGCGCGUCGGCGCUGGCGGCGCCGCGCAGCGAGGAGCUGGCGCGCUCGGCAUCGGGCUCGGCCUUCAGCCCCUACCCGGGCUCCGCGGCCUUCACGGCGCAGGCGGCCACGGGCUUCGGCAGCCCGCUGCAGUACUCUGUCGACGCGGCCGCCGCCGCCGGCUUCCCGUCCUACAUGGGCGCGCCCUACGACGCGCAUACGACCGGGAUGACGGGCGCCAUCAGCUACCACCCGUAUGGCAGCGCGGCCUACCCGUACCAACUCAAUGACCCGGCGUACCGCAAGAACGCCACGCGGGACGCCACGGCCACACUCAAGGCCUGGCUCAACGAGCACCGCAAGAACCCUUACCCCACCAAGGGUGAGAAGAUCAUGCUGGCCAUCAUCACCAAGAUGACCCUCACGCAGGUCUCCACCUGGUUUGCCAACGCGCGCCGGCGCCUCAAGAAGGAGAACAAGAUGACGUGGGCCCCGAGGAACAAAAGCGAGGAUGAGGACGAGGACGAGGGCGACGGGUCGAGGAGCAAGGAGGAGAGUCCCGACAAGGCACAGGAGGGCACCGAAACCUCGGCGGAGGACGAAGGGAUCAGCCUGCAUGUCGACUCUCUCACGGAUCAUUCGUGCUCCGCCGAGUCGGACGGGGAGAAACUGCCUUGCCGCGCCGGGGAUCCCCUGUGCGAAUCGGGCUCGGAGUGCAAGGACAAAUACGACGACCUGGAGGACGAAGAGGAUGAAGACGAGGAGGGCGAGCGGAACCUGGCGCCACCCAAGCCUGUGACCUCGUCGCCGCUGACCGGCGUGGAGGCGCCGCUGCUGAGCCCUCCCCCGGAGGCUGCUCCACGCAGUGGCAGCAAGGCGCCGCUGGGCAGCCGGACGUCGCCGGGCGCGCCACCGCCCGCCAGCAAGCCCAAGCUGUGGUCGCUGGCGGAGAUCGCCACGUCGGACCUCAAGCAGCCCAGCCUGGGUCCGAGCUGCGGGCCACCAGGGCUGCCCGCGGCUGCGGCGCCCGCUUCGUCAGGGGCGCCGCCGGGCGGCUCUCCCUACUCUGCCUCGCCGCUGCUCGGCCGCCACCUCUACUACACGUCGCCCUUCUAUGGCAACUACACAAACUAUGGGAACUUGAACGCGGCGCUGCAGGGCCAGGGACUCCUGCGUUACAACUCGGCGGCCACGACCCCCGGCGAGGCGCUACACGCCGCACCCAAGGCGGGCAGCGACGCGGGCAAGGCGGGCGCACACUCGCUUGAAACCCACUACCGGCCCCCAGGCGGCGGCUACGAGCCCAAGAAAGAUGCCAGCGAGGGCUGCACGGUUGGCGGGGGUGUCCAGCCCUACCUAUAGAAGGCCGGUGCGCAGCAGUGCAAGUAAGUGGGCCCUUGCCGAUGACCUCCAGGAGCAAUUCCGCUGUAAACUUGCUUAAUGUGUGUUUCCUGCUUUUUGUCACGGGGUUGGAGGACGGAGCUUUGCAAUCUUCUCUGGUCUUGUUUUUCUUUAAGGAGAGUAUCUGUUCUAUUUUAUAGAUUCUCUGUUUCUCUCAAGUUCUUUUUUUGAAGGAUCACUCCUUACCGGAAAUAUAUUAACACCACUGCUGUUGUUUCCUCUCUGAGAAAAAAGAAAUUAUGAAAACCUGGGCAUUUGUAUGCAAUUUAGAACCAUUUUCACUUUACUAGACACAUAAUAGACAUCUGUUUUGAUGAGCUAGUGCUACUGAGACUUUGGGCAUCAAGACUCUUAUUAAUGAUGGCUGCAGAGUAAGACUGAGGAGACACCGAGAAGCGUUAGGCUUUCUUUUGUCAGGCAGAUGGACUAGAUAGGACACUGUGGUUCACCUGGCUCAAAGCAGUGUCUCCCAGUAUACUCUACUACUAGGCAAAACUACUAAGCACAGGUCUUGAAGAUGGGGAAGAGGCGGAACCCUUUCAGAUCGGCUCAUUUUUAUGUUGUGAUGGUGUUGGUGUGGAACUGAAGGAUUUGGGAUGAUUUGGUUUUUUCCUUGGUCCACAGGUAGGUGUCACAAUUGCUUUGAAAAAAACAAAACAAAACAAAAAGUCAGCAAGCCAGCUUACCAAGCUAAUAAAUAUACAGAUAUAAAAACCAGACCUCUCAGUCCGGAUUGCAUCUUGUGCCACUGUGAGUGAAAAGAAUCCACAGAGCAGUACCACACCAUAGACUCUAAUGAUCAGAACAGACUUUUGUUGGGCCUGUGUGAAUUUGUUGGCUUAGUAUAGCUUCUCCAAUGUACGUGUGACUUUUGCAAACAAUCUGUUUUUUUUUUCCUCAGGAUAUCUUGAUCACUUCAUUGCCACGGCAUAUAUUCUAUAGGUGUGAUAGGAUUGACUGUAAAAUUUAUUUGUAAAAGAUGUACACAGUAGAAAUAAUAAAAUGUGAUUGAAGAACUUGAGUACUUAAGAAGUGGAAACAAAUUUGAUAUUUAUUUUUAUAAUGAUAUAAAGCUUCUAGUAAUUUAUGCAAGUUGUAUUGCAACGGAAUCUAAACUUUUUGUAAAUAAAUUCUGCCUGGUUUUUAUUUGAACAUUGCUGGUUAUACAAUCUUUGUUGGUUGUUUAACAAGAAUUCUUUACUAAUUUAUAUCUUAAAUUGUAAAUAAAAACACUAGUCUCCAAUAA